UAAUGGUUUCAGUCCAGAGAUUCUCCGGCACUGAACCAGAGAACAACUGCACAAAAUCUCUCUGGGUGAAGCUGUCAUUUGCACUAUGAAAAUCUUCCUCUACUUAGCGGCCGUUGCUCUCUGUUCUGCGCAGGAUUUCGGUCACAUCGAGAACCUGCAGGUAACGAGUGGUGAUGGCUCCAUAACACUGGAGUGGGACUUCGUGGCAGGAGAUCCUACAUACAAGCUCCACAAGUACACUAUUCUUACCGAUAAUGACUUCAGCACUGAUCUCCGCUGUCCUGCUGCUCACUGUACAACCAUCAUAGACUACCUUGAUGCCUGCAAGGAACACACCUUUGAUGUAACUCCUGUUUUUGAUGACACAGUGAAUGGCGGGUCAGUUAACGGAGACACCUCCUCCAUCAGUGGAUUUACUAACGAUCUACCGCCGAGCUCCCCCUCCAACCUGAGGGUCCUCUCGGAGGACGACUCGGGUACAACUCUACAAUGGGACGCCCCCACCAAGAACCCAAUAUGUGUCCAGUCCUACAAGGUUUGCUACAGGCUGGAUAAGGACCCGACACCCACCUGUGAGACGACAGAGGACACCACCAUCACCCUGGCUGGUCUACAAGCCUGCGGCGAGUAUCACGUGACUGUGACGCCCGUGACGCCCAGUGAUACAGAGGGACCCCAGCUGGAGCAGGACGUCACUACCAGGGAUGGGGUACCCGGGACGCCCCAGGACGUGAAGGUGGGAAUUACUACCCAAAGUACAAUCGAACUGGAGUGGAACGACCCUGCCAUCAACCCUCUCUGUGUUCAGGAUUACUCCAUCACUUAUGGUGAAGUCGAAUCCCGACGCCGCUUCAGCUACCACCAGGUGGAGGACUUUGGUGAUGACUACGAUCACCACGCUAACAUCGGCCCCCUCGAACCCUGUACUGAGUAUCUCAUCAACAUAACUUCUAUCGGCAAGAAGGGCCAGGAAAGCGUCUCAAUCAGCAAACAGGCAGCUACCAAUGACACCGAGCCUUUGCCGCCCAAAUACGUUGUGGUGGACACAACCAGCGAGGACUCUAUCGAAGUGAGCUGGGCCGAAAACGAGGCUGACCGCUGUAUUGGUUUCUAUAUUAUCUGCUGGAACGACGACCAGUCUGCUGUCGAGACGUGUGUGAAUGUGACGGAUACCAGUGGCAAAUACACCAUCACCGACCUCCUCGCUUGUACCCAUUACGACGUCAGCAUCACUGUGGUCACCCCGGGAGGCAUCCAUAGUGAGACCGUCAGAAACUUCACCAACACUGGCGAAGCUGCACCUGGUCACGUGGAGGGCUUGAGUGUGGUCGAGGUCCACCCGACCUCUCUGAAGGUGUACUUCGAGGAGCCCAACUCCAACCCACAGUGUGUUGCUGGGUACGACAUCAUGGAAAUCGACCUGGACCAUAAUGCACAUACAACAAGACGACUGAACGAUAAAUACAGACUGGACACAAUCACAGGCCUCGAACCUUGCACUGACUAUGAAAUCAAGGUGCGCGCUUUCUCCAAGACUGGCCAGUAUGUGUCCGACUGGCAAGUGGUAGACCAGAAAACCUCCUGUGAAUAGUUGCAACAUCUGCUACAGGAGAUGAGUCAGCAGCGCCUACACCCUACUCUACAUCACUGACUACUGUGUCACACUCCGGUCCACUUCAUACUCAGCUCUAACACACAUCUACCUGAUUCUCAGCUGUCUUAGACACAAGGGAUUCACCGUUGUCACGGUUCACUUGUCUAAGGCCACAACACAGUAAGGAAAUUGUGUUACUGACGUGUAAGAGAAUUGUAGAUGAUUUAUGGUGAAAUUAUCAUCAGUAGUAAAUCACUUACUCCUUCUCUGUUAAUCCUCAUAUACAGCAUAAACCAAGAGACUAUAUCAGGUAUUGUAAUUAUUAACAUUCUAGAACAUCAAUAUUAUUAGUUUUGUCAACCUUGGUAAGGAACUUUUGGCAAGACGUGAUAACAAAGUCCCCUGAAGUAAAUCUUAGCACAAAUUACUCUUCAUCAACGUUAUGGUAGCAGAGGUAAACAUUGUUGUCAAGACGACUGUAACCUUCAUAACAUUUCCACCUCGGUACUUGGUAAACAUCCCUCUAAGAAAAUGUUUAUAUUUUCACAUCUUGUGAAAAUUGUUGAACUAGAUUUACAUUUUACAAUGCAGUGAUACUACUUGAAUAUUUUUACACCAUUGGUAGGAGCAUCUGCUCCUGUAGCCUUACUCAGUAUGGUAUAAAACUUUUCUCACAGGA
This is a messenger RNA of Homarus americanus (American lobster), 2273 nucleotides long. Its product is annotated as tyrosine-protein phosphatase Lar-like. Bases 86 to 1591 code for a protein of 501 amino acids. NCBI's taxonomy places the organism in Eukaryota, Metazoa, Arthropoda, Malacostraca, Decapoda, Nephropidae. The transcript is spliced from 8 exons. The record is from RefSeq and is a predicted model, not a curated record. Gene Ontology annotation, molecular function: protein binding.